AUGCAGCUGGACCUGCAGCAGCCAGCACCUGUUGACCUCGGCGAGCUGGGGGAAGCUGCGCAGCGCCGCCAGCUGGCGCAGCUCCAGGAGGCGCUGGCGAAGGGCGGCGCCAGCCGGCUGGAGCACUAUGUGCACAACGUGGUGGGCGCCCUCAACCUGGCGCCCGCCAUGUUUGGGCAGCGCGAGACCUACCUGGAUGCAGUACGGCGUCGGCAGGACCGCGAGGCGCUGGCGCAGCUGCGCACCGGGUCGAAUUGGGGCGCGGAAGAGUCCGGCCGCUGGACGCGGCGCCCCCGAGAGCAGCGAGUCUGCCCCCACUGCCACGACGGCAUUGAAGAUGCCCCCCACAUGCUGCUCACCUGCCCCCUUUACGCCCCGCUGCGCCUCAACUUUCCUGACCUGUUUGCUGAGCCCCAUCCUCCCCACCGCUUCCUCAGCCAGAAACCGUGCCGCCUCGCCGCCUUUGCUGCCGCCUGUCACCAGCGCUGGCUGACCGCCACCGUUGCGCUGCCUGCAGUCCCGCCCUGA
Chlorella variabilis is the source of this 528-nucleotide messenger RNA. RefSeq lists its product as hypothetical. Lineage: Eukaryota; Viridiplantae; Chlorophyta; Trebouxiophyceae; Chlorellales; Chlorellaceae. The record is from RefSeq and is a predicted model, not a curated record. The coding region runs from base 1 to 528 and encodes 175 amino acids. The transcript has a single exon.